This is a messenger RNA of Trypanosoma theileri, 1470 nucleotides long. RefSeq names its product protein phosphatase 2 (formerly 2A), regulatory subunit B. Bases 1 to 1470 code for a protein of 489 amino acids. Lineage: Eukaryota; Euglenozoa; Kinetoplastea; Trypanosomatida; Trypanosomatidae. The record is from RefSeq and is a predicted model, not a curated record. Gene Ontology annotation, biological process: microtubule cytoskeleton organization; regulation of dephosphorylation; cortical cytoskeleton organization. Gene Ontology annotation, molecular function: calcium ion binding. Gene Ontology annotation, cellular component: spindle; centrosome. The transcript has a single exon.
AUGGCUGGCAACAACAGUCCCAAAUUACGGUCACUUAUUGAUGCCUUUCGUAGGGCUGCUGGUGAUGCGUCAACACAGAAGAACGCAGAUGAGGUUGCGUGGGCAAACGAAAUGGCACGUAUUAAUGUAGACGCACAAAAAAAGUGGAGUGAGUGUAAAAAUCCUUUUAUACCUGCCAUGUAUUUACGUAAGCGUGACCCAGCGGCAGAGGAAGCGUUAAGACUCCUGCGAGUUACAAGCAAAGCGUUUGAACUUAAUUUGCGAUUUAGAGAGAUUGAACAAUUAGAUGAAAUGCACGCCAAAUUGUGGUCCUUGUUAAGUGCAGAUAGAACGCGAUUGACUAUUACAAUUAGCGAAUACAUAGAAAUAUUGAACAAGUUUAAGUCCUGGCAUGAUCAAAGAUUUGAGUCAACACCUAGAGCCUCACCACAGCGAGAACUUUCUGUUUUUUCAUCUCAACAAGAGUAUCCAGAUGACACAACACCUCUUGGAGAUGUUUUAUACAUUGGAUCUGUAAUGCAACCACGUCCAUCACUGCAACUAUACCUUUCAUGUCCACGUUCUCCAACAGGUGGUGUUGAAAUUGCACAUAUUUACCAACGAUUUGCUAAACAAGUUUCCCUUGUUAAAUGUGAGGCAGAAUUAAUAAUGUGGGAUACCAAUAAUGAUGGUAGACUUACAGAAGAUGAAAUGGAAAGUUAUGUACGUGAUUUAGUACCUCGUGUUGAUGCACUACGUGAUCUUACAGAAGAUAUUUUACCUUUUUAUUGUUGUACGGUAAGUAGACGAAUAUUUUGGGCAUUAGACCCUGGUUCACGGGGUAGUAUUCGUAUUGAUGCUUUACUGCAAAGUCCAGUGAUGGAUGAAUGGGUGAGUUUGCAACUUAUGCGAGAGGAUCAACCACGUAAUUGGUUUAGUGCUUCUAUUACAUCAUAUUUGUAUGAAAAGUUUCUUCUUCUUGAUACACGUAAUAAAGGUACUCUUAAUGCAGAAAAUAUGAAACGAUAUAAAAAAGGUCUCCCAACUGUAAUAGAUGAUGGACUCCCACCAAAUAUUGGUCCUCUUUCAUCAUUAUUCAUUGACCGUUUCUUUGAAACAAAUGUGAUGAUGGCAAGCUCUGAGCUUGAUUUUCGAAAAUUUGUAGAUUUUGUCAUCGCAGUAGAGUUCCUUCCACAGUGUCAACGACCUUUAUUUUUCUGGAAUAUACUUGACAUUGAAGGAAAAGGAGUUCUUAGUCCUGUUCAUGUCAAUUACUUUUUUCGGGAAACGCAUAGUAAGUUGGUGGGUGCUGGUUUAGAAGUCCCCUCACGUGAGACUGUUGUACAAGAGGCAUUUGAUCUUAUCCCAACAGCAGAACCAUUGAGGAUUACUCGGGAAGAGUUUAUUAAUGCCCCACAAGCAGGACUCUUCGUUGCUCUCAUUAUUGACUGUUUGUCUUUCUGGACCUACGAGAUUCGUGAGCAACGUUAG